UAUGGAGCAUAAAAUUAGGAAUAUAUUAUCUGUCUAUAUUUAAUACAGAGUCAAUGUUUAGAAUGAUUACAGGAACAUCAAGGCCCUGGCACAAGUGAGCAGGACUGCAUUUAAAGAGUAGCUUCUGUUGAAGACAUCAGACAAGUACCUUUCUGAACUAGGAAGAAAUGGUAACAUUUUCAGGCCAAAUUUUCAAAGAUAUUUAGCCACAAAGGACACAUGCCCAUGCACACGAAGCUGGCUUUCUAGGCAGCGCUUUAGAAGUCUUCUGGGGAAAAUGGUCUGCAACUGAGGACAGGGAGCUGAUUACAUUCACCUGUGCUUUGUUGCCUCCCACUCACAAAAGGAGCUGCUGUGCAUGCAAUCCAGCACCCACUUUCUACAGAGCACUGAGGUGGUCUCUACUACGUGACCUGCUGUGUGGCCAGGCAGAUUUGGAAUUGCUCCUGCACAGGAUCACUGAAUGCAUGGGUACAAAGGCAUGGCUGAUUGCCCGUCACAAAAAGCAGAGAAAAAGGAAUUCCAAGAAAAGGAGACGGGUCUUUUGAAUGACAUAUGCUUUCUGCCUUCAUCUGGGUACCUUGGUUUGAAAAACAGAAUGAUGAAAGUUUUUUUUUUUCUGCUGAGGCAGGCACUCCUCCUGAUCAAGAGAAGCAUGCUGCAAAUUGGAAACAAAACAGAACUGAAAUUCUGUGCAUAUUAAAAGCGAAUGCACGAGAGGUACGAAAGUCAGUGCGGAUAUUAAAGUGCCAAAAGGAAAAACUAUCACUUAAGGCAGUACCGAAAGGGACACUGCAUUUCUCUCCCAUGCACACCCUGCCUGUCCAAAACUCCCCACCUCUGCAUGCUCCAGCAGCGGGAAAUGUACUAAAAGGUGCAGCACGUUCCCCCCUGCUCUUGCAGACGCAGUCCCCACUCUCUCCCUUCCUCCAGCCCCUCAUGGCUGAGGUCUGGCUCCAGCCUGCACCAGGCGGAGCUGGGCCGGUACAGCCAUGGCUGGCUGAGGGAGGGGAGGCCCGUGGGGCCAAGGCGGCUCCUGUGCCACAGGCUCCCCAGAGCAGGGCAUUCCCCACCCGCCGCCAUGGGCUCUUCUGCCCCGCCUGCCCAGGUUGCUACAUGCCAGGGCAGCAGUGGCCAUGCCCGGUAUAAGAGCCCUGAGGAGGCAGCCCAGGCGUGCCCGGGGGUGGUUAGCCGGGACUGGUGUGCCAUGGAGGCUGAGGAGGCCGCGGCGGUGGCAGCGAAGGCGACGCUACGGACACCCAAGUGCUCCCGCUGCCGUAACCACGGCUUCGUGGUGCCGGUGAAGGGCCAUGCCGGCCACUGCCGCUGGAAGCUCUGCCUGUGCGACAAGUGUGCCCUCAUCACUGAGCGCCAGAAGAUCAUGGCGGCCCAGAAGGCCCUGAGGCAGCAGGUGCCCGACACUCCGGCUGGGGCAGCCGCAGGGCCCGCUCCCCCAGGCGAAGGCUCUGGGGUGGCCACCGGGGCGGCCAGUGCCCCCGAGCAGAGCGGCCAUGAGGGGAUGAAGGCCGCCCAGCCCGCCGGCGGCAGCAGCAAAGGCACGGCAUGCAGGGGACCACCGCUGCCUCCCAGCGGCCCACCCUUCUGGGACUACGCUCACCCUGCUUUUCCUCCAGAAUACAUGGUCAACCCAGAAUACCUGGAGAGAGAACCUCCGAAAGUGUACCCUGGGUGUUCUGGGAUAUAUCCUUACCACCCAUUUCCCAUGGGAUUUCCCCUAAAUGAGUCAAGCUGUAGGGGAGCACCGUCACCUCCAGGGAUAUCACUUCAGAGAGGUUUCCGACACAUUCCUAGCAACUAUGGGCCAGGGAAUGCAGCUUCUGUGUCAAUUCCAGAUGGAGGUGGAGAAUUCCAUCAAGGAUACUACACUCCUCUGCCUCAGUUCAUCCCACCAAGUUUUCUGCCAGGGAUUCAUUACAUUCCACCUCCCCUUUCACUGAACAUGUUGGCUGAAACAACCAAGGAAGCACAUGCUACUGAAGCUGACAGUCAGGAUUCAGGGACGGUUCGUGAACCUGGCCAACCAUCUUCCCCAGAAAAAACAAGUAGAGACCAAUCUGAUUCUAAACAGUAAACGGGCUGGAGAAGAGCUGAGUAGCAGGCAGUGCUGUUUUUAUUACUGAGGAGAGUGUUAGUUAAUAUGAGGGUAGAGUGACACUUAGUCACUGAGCAGCCACAACAGCUAGAAGAAGGGGAUUAGUCCCCUGCCUCACUUUAUGAUCAUGUUAGAGCUACCAGGCUCACAGCUCUGCCUUGCUAGCACUGUAAAGCCCUUGUUCCUAAAAGAGGUUUUCCAGAGCCAUGGCAAUCCCUUCCCCCUUAAGCAGGUGGAAGCAGCAAAUGAUUAUGACUCUGAAUUUGUUUCCUUUGCCAAGGUUAGAUGGCUCCCUGACUUCAGAGUGAGGUCUCCGAGCCAUGUACAUUCUGUAACCUUCUCAUGUUCAUGUCAAUACUCAAAAAUGUGUUGUUUUUAUAUCAAUUUGCUGUAAAGGAAACCUCGUUCUGAAUAUUAUGGAAGAGUUAAGUGAUGUGGAGCCUGAAGACUGAGUGAGAAAGGAUGGGAAGACAGUCUGGGUUGCUGAUUUACUUGGCUGCCUAAGAACAUGAUUCACUGGAUUCAGCAGGGUAAGGGAACAGUAGGUACUCAGUACACCUGUCAAGAAGGGCGUGGGAGGAAUUUGCAGAAAGGUCUGAUACAGGCUGAAAUCCAGUGCCUCUGCAUUGUUUUCUGGGUCAACUGCCUUUAAGGCACCUUCCGUUCAGGUUGGGGACAGACUGAUUUGGAAUCGCUUCAUGUCACACAGUCUUCAGGAUUUUGAAUGGCGCUGAUGGGUUAUACAUAAUUUCAAUGUUUGAAUGUCCUUGAUGGUUUAUACAUGAUUUCAAUGUUGCUUAACUCAGUACUGCUGAAACUAAACAGUACUAUUUGUUUCUAAAGGGCCCGUGUAGACAGCUUUAUACAUGUGUAUUGGAAGUGCACUGUGGCGUAUCAAAGGUGUGGAGGGAUUGCCCAGGAAACCAGGACAAAACACCAUUCAGCAUAAUAAUUAGUCAAAUCCAUACAUACUAUAAUUUUCAGUGAUAAUGUUUAAUUAAAAAUGAAAAGUAUGUUCCUCUACUGUUUUGCCUAGAGGGAUUGGUUUUGUAUUAAGUGGAUCAGUUAUUAAUGUUUGAAUAAUUGGGGGGGGACUUUUGUAUAAUUAAAAGAUACAUUAAAUUGUUGGUAUGGUUUUGAUGAUUUGAGGCUUGCGUAUCUACGCGUAAUUUUUCUAGCCAAAUGUCAAGUGUUGCCCUGAAAAGCUCUGUGUAACAAACUGGUCUGGAGAGACAUCUAGGCUUCAGCAUUUUUCUUCUACAACUUUUGAC
Harpia harpyja (harpy eagle) is the source of this 3384-nucleotide messenger RNA. It is a transcript of the gene DMRTB1, whose product is annotated as DMRT like family B with proline rich C-terminal 1. The record is from RefSeq and is a predicted model, not a curated record. Bases 1082 to 2092 code for a protein of 336 amino acids. Gene Ontology annotation, cellular component: nucleus. The transcript is spliced from 5 exons. Gene Ontology annotation, molecular function: RNA polymerase II cis-regulatory region sequence-specific DNA binding; DNA-binding transcription factor activity, RNA polymerase II-specific. Gene Ontology annotation, biological process: regulation of transcription by RNA polymerase II; germ cell development; sex differentiation. Lineage: Eukaryota; Metazoa; Chordata; Aves; Accipitriformes; Accipitridae.